Racocetra fulgida is the source of this 437-nucleotide messenger RNA. Lineage: Eukaryota; Fungi; Glomeromycota; Glomeromycetes; Diversisporales; Gigasporaceae. The record is from the annotation of a GenBank genome assembly.
ACUGGCUAACAGCUUUGUUAUUUGCCGUUUUAACUUAUACGGCCAAAUAUUACUAUUUCUAUUUUACCCGGCCUAAUCCUUUACCAGGCCCACUUCCACUUCCCUUAAUUGGUAAUCUCUAUCUGUCUCGUAGUGAUAUGAGCAUGGUAUUCUAUAAACUUCAAAUAAAAUAUGGAGAGUUUAUGGAAUUUUACAUGGGUUCACAACGUAAAAUUUGGAUAGGAGAUCCAAAACUUCUCAAAAAAAUUCAUAAUCCAUCAAUGAAAACAAAUUUUCCAAAUCGUACUGAUGGCCCUUGGCUUGAUGAAAUAGGAAUAACUAAUAGAGGGAUCGGACUUAAUAAUAAUUUAGAAUAUUGGAGAUCUAAUAGGACAGUACUUACACAAGGUCUUAUGGUACCUUCGUUCUUAAAACAAUAUCUCAAAGAACAAGAAAAA